AUGACCUCGAUAUUUUACAUUGAAAGUAGCGAAGAUCGACUUCAACUACCUCCUUCGCAAUUACACAUCGCGACAGACGAAGCUCGAAAAUACUGGUAUGCGCUUGCGGACGAAGCUAUUGCUCAUCUUGGCAACGAUGGCCCUUUUGAAACAAUUUUACCACAAGAUAUCCUAGGCAAAGUUCCCGCCUUGCCAGCUAGCCAACUUGCGCUUUAUGAAGUGUUGAUCUCAGACUCCAGCACAAAAGCGAUCUUGACAGCGGCAUCAUCCACAAUGCGUCCCACCGAGACGGAGAGAUGCAAUGCCCACGACACAACGAAAGAAGUCCAAGCAGCUCUCUUGAUGGGGAUUCAGUCUCCCAUCGCCUGUCACUUAACCGGCAAAUGUUUUGAACAAUUUCGAGUAAAUGGAAGGGAUAGCCGGAAGCCCCCGAAUCUCACUGGGAUCCUUUCGCUUGCCUGGGCUUAUAUCCUCUCUAGUCGCCUAGUUGAGUUGCAGCCACAGGACGGAGCAGAAGUAUCUUACACGAGCUCGACUGCGUGUUGGCAGCAUCAUGAUGUGACAGAUCGAAAGACAGAAGGCGCAACCUCUAUUGAAAUCGACAUUGGCAAGGUUGAUGAGAGCACUGCUCGAUGGUGGGCGGCUAUCUUAGCUCCCAAGCAAGGAUGGAGAGCAUCUAUAUUAAAAAAAGAGGGUGAAGUUUACUAUGCGCCUUGGUCACUUUCUCUAGACGAGUCCCCGGACUUUAGCGUUGUUUGGCAGGAUGUCGGCUCUCGCAACCUAGCCUCUGCUGUCUGCUACCCUCCUUCGUCGCCGGCUGCCUUGAGACUUCUCGCUCAAUUCUGUUCUUUGCAUGACUUGGGGAAGCAAUUCCUUGCAGCUCUUUCUGCAGCCCUGACAUUCCCCACGCAUAAACAACUUGAGGUAACCAUCGAAUUGCCAUUGCCAACGGUGACUCAAGGUCAGGUUGGUCAACCUUCGGAAAGGCAGUCGAUCAACGAAUAUCUCUCCGUGAGCAAUGACCUCCCUUUUUUCAUGGCCCUGAGUUGUAACCACAGCGUUGUGAUGUCAAGUCUUUGUGGUUCAUUCUGGGAGCCCGAUAUUCCAUGCAGCCUUGUUAGUGCAUGGUUGCAUCCCGUUUUGGAGGAAAUUCCAAAAGCCUCUCGAAUAUCCGAGAAACCGGGACGAUAUCAUGAGAUGAUUGCUCUUAUGUGUGGCAAGCGUCGUCCUCGACUUUCGGCCCUUUGGAUUGGAGCUGCUCUAAGCGGCCUUGUGCCGAGGAUACUCGACUCUGUUCUCCGCAAUCUUUCAUGGACCUUCCAGGCGUAG
Messenger RNA from Penicillium cinerascens, 1329 nucleotides. RefSeq lists its product as uncharacterized. Bases 1 to 1329 code for a protein of 442 amino acids. The record is from RefSeq and is a predicted model, not a curated record. Lineage: Eukaryota; Fungi; Ascomycota; Eurotiomycetes; Eurotiales; Aspergillaceae. The transcript is spliced from 2 exons.